This is a messenger RNA of Plutella xylostella (diamondback moth), 2020 nucleotides long. It is a transcript of the gene wds, whose product is annotated as WD repeat-containing protein wds. Lineage: Eukaryota; Metazoa; Arthropoda; Insecta; Lepidoptera; Plutellidae. Gene Ontology annotation, molecular function: histone binding. Gene Ontology annotation, cellular component: Set1C/COMPASS complex. The record is from RefSeq and is a predicted model, not a curated record.
AAUUUAUCAUGUUGGCAGCACUGAUUUCGCGAAAUGCACGACGCCUCGGAUUGGAAUAUUUCUUUGAAAUUUUGUGAUAAAAAUUAUAAUAAAUACAAGUGGCUAUUGCAUUAUAAACUACCCCAAAUCGUAGUAACUACUCACAUAGACAUUUCGUGAUAAUUAGUGACGGUGGGAAGUGACAAACAAAGAAGUGUAGUGCGUCGAAAUUGAAACAUGGUGCCGUUAGGACCCGGCCCGGGGCAUCCUGCUGCACAUCAACCGCACGGAGGGUCUUCCUCUAAUUUAUCGGGUCCUACAUCACUCUCUCAAAGUGCUCCGCAGUCAAAUAAAUCUUCAGCAGCUAAACCCAAUUAUACAUUGAAAUUCACCCUCGCUGGUCACACAAAGGCUGUAUCGUCUGUCAAAUUCAGUCCAAAUGGAGAGUGGCUGGCCAGUUCUUCUGCCGACAAACUUAUCAAAGUGUGGGGAGCGUACGAUGGCAAGUUUGAGAAGACAAUUGCAGGACACAAGAUGGGAAUCAGUGAUGUGGCCUGGUCCUCCGACAGUAGACUGAUAGUCAGUGCAAGUGAUGAUAAAACUUUAAAGGUAUGGGAAUUAAGUUCAGGCAAAUGUUUAAAGACUCUCAAGGGCCAUAGUAAUUACGUAUUCUGCUGUAAUUUCAACCCACAAAGUAACCUGAUUGUGUCGGGCAGUUUUGACGAGAGUGUCAGGAUAUGGGACGUACGGACUGGUAAAUGUUUAAAGACUCUGCCUGCACACUCAGAUCCUGUGUCAGCCGUACAUUUCAACAGGGAUGGAAGUCUCAUAGUUUCAUCUAGUUAUGACGGCUUAUGUCGAAUCUGGGACACAGCGUCGGGCCAGUGUUUGAAAACGCUGAUCGACGACGACAACCCGCCGGUCUCCUUCGUGAAGUUCUCGCCCAACGGCAAGUACAUCCUCGCGGCGACGCUGGACAACACUCUCAAACUGUGGGACUACAGCCGAGGGAAGUGCCUCAAGACUUACACCGGACAUAAAAACGAGAAAUACUGCAUCUUUGCCAACUUCAGUGUUACUGGCGGAAAGUGGAUCGUGUCGGGCUCGGAGGACAACCUGGUGUACAUCUGGAACCUGCAGUCGAAGGAGAUCGUGCAGCGGCUGUCGGGCCACACGGACACGGUGCUGUGCACGGCGUGCCACCCCACCGAGAACAUCGUCGCGUCCGCCGCGCUCGAGAACGACAAGACCAUCAAGCUUUGGAAGAGCGAUACUUAAUACCCGUGUUUCUGGCUACAAUACGCCGCGGCGUCGCUGGGAACACGGCUCACUUCGCGGGCCGCAGUGCUCGCGGCUCCAGAAUACUUACCGUUGAUUGAUACCAGAGUUUAUGGUACGCGCAAUGCCAACCAAUUUUAUUUUGUCUAGACUUAGUCAAUCACAGUGACAUUGUGUUAAUUUUCGGUUGUAUUUAAGGAUUUUAAUAGGGCUUAAAUCAAAAGGUACCAACAGUUUAGGGGUGAUAGUAUUCAAUGCGGAACUGGCCCGCGUCCAUAAAUGAUUAAUUGGAAUGUUGUAAAAUAUACAUUUUGUAUGUUAAGAUUUAUAAUUAUGCUUUAACUAUUGAGACAAAGAUUCUUUGAGUGAUGAUGGAUGUUUUUCGUAUAAUUCGUUAGCUGUAAGUCGUAAAGUUUGUUAGAGAAUCUAUAUUUUUCUACAUUUUUAAUGUCUUAAAAUAUUGCAUUGUUUGUGAAUGGAUAACAUAGUACAAAAUUUGAAUCUUUAUAAGUUCCGGUGCCGAUCAUAUUUUGUAUUAUAAAUGAUGAGUAAAAUACGCAUUGUUUAAUGGAUACUAUCUACCCCGCAGUUUUUGAUUUUUAGCCUGUACAUACGUUUGUAUCUGACAUACCUAAUAAGGAUACAUCAAAUAUGAAUUGUUUUUUUUAGCAUUUAUGUUUCGGUUAAGAAUGCGUUUGUAAGAAUUCAGCUUAUAAAUAAGAAUAACUUUGUUGGAUGCAAUUAAAAUUUAGUUAUGUAAGAA